This is a messenger RNA of Oryctolagus cuniculus (rabbit), 9398 nucleotides long. RefSeq names its product ATP binding cassette subfamily C member 5 (gene ABCC5). The record is from RefSeq and is a predicted model, not a curated record. Lineage: Eukaryota; Metazoa; Chordata; Mammalia; Lagomorpha; Leporidae. Gene Ontology annotation, biological process: transmembrane transport. Gene Ontology annotation, molecular function: ATP hydrolysis activity; ATP binding; ABC-type transporter activity. Gene Ontology annotation, cellular component: membrane.
CCUCUCGUUCCGUUGCAGGGGUUGUACUCACCUCUGGCUUAGCUGGCAACCUUGGAGAGAGCUCCAGGUCCAUCAAAAGGGGUCAGAGACUUUUGGAGAGAAUGGUUGGCUUGUCAGCAGCCAGAGGGAUGAGGGUGCAGUGUUGCCAGAGAAAGAAAUGGACUUGAUUUGCUUUCCCAGGGCGGGGAUGCAACUGAACUGAUUUUGGCCCUGCGCAGACAGGACCGUACUGUGUGGUCGUGUGUUGAUGUGAAAUGACCGUCUCAGGCCGGGUCCGGGCAAGUGUUUCUUGGCAGUGCUGUGAGUGGGCAAGAGUGGUGUUGUGUGGCACAGGCCGGCGAGCUGGCCCGCGAUCGGAGACAUGAUAUCACAUGUUGGAUGGUUCUGUGGCCCAUGAGUCCUCAAGAAACUGGAAUAUGGUCGAGGUGUUUAAGAGUCUGACGUGGAGUUCCUUUCGGGUUUUGGUCUAUGGUUUUAAGUGUGUGGUGAAUGCUGGGGUGGCAGCUAUGGUGUUUUUCCUAGUCUGUGCUAAAGCAGCACGGGUAUGAGAGCCUUUGACAGCCCCACGGUUUUCCGGGCACCUGUUUCUCACACCUGCUAUGCUGCCUUACACUUGAGACUUUGAUUGAAUCUGUUCUCUACACAUCUGCCUCGAGGCAUCGGAGCGGUAGUGCUGCUUGCACUGUGUGUUUGCAGUGUGUAUAAGUGAGCUGGAGCUCAGGGUUCGGGUAAGUAUGUGCAUAAGGUGCGUGGUGAUUAGGUAAAACUAAUUCACAGUUGUUACUUUCAUGUUUUUUAAAUGUUUGUUGCCUUUUUAUAAAGUUUUGAUCUCUUUUCUGAAGCAGAGAACACUUCUGGUAUUGGGUUUCUAUAUCUCUUGACAACUAACAUACUUUUAUGUAAGUUUUAAAUAAGUGAGACCAUGGCACUGAAAUGAUGUGUUGAGUUACUGACCAAAAUGGCAAACACGUGCAUAGAGCCAGCUUCCCCUAAGAAGAGCUUCUGUCAUUGUGUCACUACAGGGCUGGUGACUGCCCUGGCCCAUCCUAGCAUUCAUUCAUCAGGGUGGCACGGUAUGCAGGCUGUCUGGAAAGGUCAUAAUGGGCUUUCGGAAUUCCAUUUGGCCAAGGCAAGAACUUCAUUGGCUCCCCUCUAAAAUACAAUUCCACGGAUGGUUGGGAUUUCAAUUAUUUUGGCUUGGUGGAAAAAAAAAGUUACCUAGGCAUGUUCAGCUUAGCAGCUUUCCAGGCACUACCCUGAGCACCUGUGUGCUCUUCAGCUGUCAUUUAUGUUGAGGUGGCACCAGGACAUUGAUCUCUCAAACUCUCAGAGAAGCCAGGGAAAGCCGAGAGCCUUCCUGGAAGAGGAGACCAGCAGCGAACUCUUCCUUCCGCUGCCCAUAACGGGAAGAGCACCAUAAGGCCAAUGUCAGUUCCCAUCAUUCUGUCCCCAAACACGGGAGAGGGCAGUGGGCCCUUCCAUAGUCUCUUUCAUUGAUUUAAAUAAAAACAAAUGAUUGAAAGUGUAAAUAAAUGCAAACAUCUCCUUUGGAGUUCCAGUUCUAAUACAUUUCUUUUUCACUGGAAAUUACAGAAUCAGGCUGGUUUUGAGAUUAGUACCAGCAGUGAGUAGACCUCCUGUCUGAAAUCCUUUCGAGGAUUUAUGCACAUUUUCUAAGCUAGCACAACCUUCCAAUUGGCUUAAUGUAUUUUUAAUCUGUUCUCAUAAAAUUUCUAUAAGAGCAGACUCGCCAAAUAUGGGCUCCCCAAUAUAGCAUCGUUGUUUCUAGCCCUACCCACCCCCAGGUCGCAUUGAACUUUGAAACACAAUCAAAUGGUGUGUUUUGUUUUGUUUUGUCUUAAACUGCUGGCCAGCUGACACUGGACAUUUAUGCAUCAGGAUGAUCCAAGGUUGUGUGCAGGCACCCGGAGGUCACCAUAAUACUAGUGGCAUACCACGAUCUGUGAGGGUACAGUCCUGACCCAGAAGCAGUAGCCAGACCGCUAAAUUUACAGAGACGCCUUGGAGCCUUCUUGGAUUAAGACAGUUAAAACACCAGGCCUGAUUUCUGAUCUGUGUGGAAAGAGUUAGCGUCCAUCCUGUAGACCUGCUAGAGAGGGCUGUCUCCUGCAGCGCGGUCUCUCGGUGGAUGCUAAUGUGGCUCCGGGGCCUCUGGUGACAGGACAGUGCAAAGCCUUUAGAGAGGUAAGUCUCCCAGCCUUCCAGCCUGUCUCCAGCUACAGCUUGCUUGGUGCUGUCAGGAUCUGGAUUUGGGGGGAGUCUCUCUGUAGUGGUACCAGUGACAGAAGCUGUUCUUUAGAAUUUUCAGGAUGGCUGUAUUCUGCGGUCAGAAUGAGAGAGGCAAGCUGGGCGGAAUCUCUCGCCAAGAGUUCAGGUAAGGUAACGUUUCUUCGCUGGGGAUGCUUUCCGCAGCCAGGCAGCUAUGCUGACAGUCUCGAGUUUGCUCCCAGUUUGUUUAGAUUUAAAUGAUACGUUGAUCACUUUUUUAAAAAGCUGAAUUUUGUUUGGAUUUUCUUUUUCAUGAAAACCUUUUUCUUUUCUUGUAUCCCAUGCAAAAUGGUUUGAAAUGUCAAUUGCUUUUUAAAAACCCUGUGUGUUGGAAAGUCUUUAAUCUGCUGUUUGCUCUUUCUCCCCCCUCCUUUGAAAGUUUUGCGAAGUGUAAACGUUCAUUAUGUCUUUCGGCCUUCCCCGCUCCUCCCUUCUGGGAGGCGCUCAUGCUAUUGCCCCCCGGUGCUGAAAUCGGCACUGUAAAGGGCUGGGGAGGAAGGAAGCCCACACAACAACCUGCUGUCCUUUCGCGCCUUCCUUUGGAGCCUGGCCGUCCGUGCCGUGGUGUGUGAGAAAACGCGUCACCGCACUGCCAUCUUACUGAGUCGCUUCACGUGAGGAAAAAGGGUCUCUGGGCCUGUGGCUCAGUUCCGCCUUUUUGGAUUGUGUCCUGGAAAAGAAGCCACUCUUCUUGCUAGUAAACCAGCAACGCAGCCGUGGGCAGUGGUGACCCAUACAGUGGGAAGGAAUCAGCUAAAAAGCUGAGGGAGGGAGAGGUGGAACUCGGUAGCUCUUGGGAUCUUAAUAUCUCGUCUCUGAUUCUCUGGUCAGAUUAUUUAUUGGGACUCAACAUAAGCCUGGUUUUGGGGUUUUGAGGGGGGAUCUCCUAGCACAUGGUGGACGUCUGGUAUGACUCUCAGGAAGCACGAGAAAUGCAAGCUAACUCAGAGUCUGGCUUCUGAAACGCAGCGUUAGUGACCUCAGGACAGCUGGGCCUGGCCUCCAUUUUUGUCCGUCAUUCAGCGGCCGUAACCUUUUGCUGUAAGGAACUGGGGUAGAUGGGUGGAUGGGUUUUGAGUUAAUUCUCUUUUCUUCCCUUAGGAUGGGGGAUCGGUUUGACGUUUCCUCUGUGGUGGUCGGUUUGAUUUUGUUUUUGUCAAGUUCAACUUUAGCUACAAGGACUUGAAAAGACUCUGAGGGCCGCCAUCCGUCUCUCCUAGAGGCCUAGCGUUCUGUAUUCUGUCCCGAGCAGAGCGAGCUCCUCACAGCCUAGGGCACGAGGAGCCCCAGCAGUGUUAAGCAGAGUACCUUCCAGUGGGGAGGGGGGAGUUCUUCGUUUUGUUUUGUUUUUUUAAUUCUCUUUCCUUAGCAGCAAGGUCUUUGUUCCUAGAGAAUCCACUCCAUUGCAGAAUGAUUGCAACUUCAGGAGCCCUAACCGAUUAAGUGCUGUCGGCCUGAUGUGCCACCUCGGACUCUGGAAACAGCUCUUGGUUCUAUUCUGUAUCUCCGUGGUGUGUAGUGAAAACCACAGCCGGAGGCCAGCUGACCUGUUAGAUGGCUAACCCUGUAACCCUUGACUCUGUAUGUGCCAUUGUAUGUUACUGCAAUGCUCCACCUGUUGUACAGUGUUUGUGAGAUGCUCUUUGCAGAUGGUACUUUUAUAUAUAUCUAUUUUUUCACUUUCAAUAAAAGUACGUUCCUCCCCACUUGCUGGUAUUUGAUACUGUUGCUGAAUGUGCCUCGUGUGAGUGUGUGCUGCGGCAUUGCAGGACCUCAGAGCUGGAGGCGGCACUCGGUGGUUCUUGGGGGCUGGCUGCCUUCCCUCUGCAGGUGGUGGUAGACAUAUGCUACCUGAGGUAACAUGUUUCUGUUUUUGGGAGGGAGUGGGGCGUGGGGAGGGCCCGGGGAGGGUCUCUGGAUUUUUGGUGGUCUGCUUUGUUUGCUCUCUUCUGUACUAUUAAACUGCUGAUGUUUAUUUUCAGGAAUGUUUUGCAAAUGCACUUCUCACUCUUCCCCAGUACAACUGUAGGCCUUCGUGGUGAAACACCUCCUGGAGUAUACCCAGGCCACAGAGUCUAACCUACAGUACAGCUUGCUGUUAGUCCUGGGCCUCCUCCUCACAGAAAUCGUGCGAUCCUGGUCACUCGCCCUGACCUGGGCAUUGAAUUACCGCACCGGUGUCCGCUUGCGGGGGGCCAUCCUGACCAUGGCAUUUAAGAAGAUCCUUAAGUUAAAGAACAUCAAGGAGAAGUCCCUGGGCGAGCUCAUCAACAUUUGCUCCAACGACGGCCAGAGGAUGUUUGAGGCAGCUGCCGUUGGCAGCUUGUUGGCAGGCGGACCCGUGGUUGCCAUCUUAGGCAUGGUCUAUAAUGUAAUUAUUCUGGGACCAACAGGCUUCCUGGGAUCAGCUGUCUUUAUCCUCUUUUACCCAGCAAUGAUGUUUGCAUCACGGCUCACUGCAUAUUUCAGGAGAAAGUGUGUAGCCGCCACAGACGACCGCGUCCAGAAGAUGAAUGAAGUUCUUACCUACAUUAAAUUCAUUAAAAUGUAUGCCUGGGUCAAAGCGUUUUCUCAAAGCGUUCAAAAAAUCCGAGAGGAGGAGCGUCGGAUACUGGAGAAGGCUGGGUACUUCCAGAGCAUCACGGUCGGCGUGGCCCCCAUCGUGGUGGUGAUUGCCAGUGUGGUGACGUUCUCCGUCCACAUGACCCUGGGCUUCGACCUGACCGCAGCACAGGCCUUCACAGUGGUGACUGUCUUCAAUUCCAUGACAUUUGCAUUGAAAGUUACACCGUUCUCAGUAAAGUCCCUCUCGGAAGCAUCAGUUGCUGUCGACAGAUUUAAGAGUUUAUUUCUAAUGGAAGAGGUUCACAUGAUAAAGAACAAACCAGCCAACCCUCACAUCAAGAUAGAGGUGAAAAGUGCCACCUUGGCAUGGGACUCCUCCCACUCCAGUGUCCAGAACUCGCCCAAGCUGAGCCCCAAAAUGAAAAAAGACAAGAGGGCUGCCAGGGGCAAGAAAGAGAAGGCGAGGCAGCUGCAGCGCACUGAGCAUCAGGCCGUGCUGGCAGAGCAGAGAGGCCACCUGCUCCUGGACAGUGACGAGCGGCCCAGUCCCGAGGAGGAGGAAGGCAAGCACAUCCACCUGGGGAGCCUGCGCCUGCAGAGGGCGCUCUACAACAUCGACCUGGAAAUCCAAGAGGGUAAGCUGGUUGGAAUCUGUGGCAGUGUGGGAAGUGGGAAAACCUCACUCAUCUCGGCCAUUUUAGGCCAGAUGACGCUUCUGGAGGGCAGCAUUGCCAUCAGCGGAACCUUCGCGUACGUGGCCCAGCAGGCCUGGAUCCUCAAUGCCACCCUGAGAGACAAUAUCCUCUUCGGGAAGGAAUUUGAUGAAGAAAGAUACAAUUCUGUGCUGAACAGCUGCUGCCUGAGGCCUGACCUGGCCAUUCUUCCCAACAGUGACCUGACUGAGAUUGGCGAGCGAGGAGCCAACCUGAGCGGUGGACAGCGCCAGAGGAUCAGCCUGGCCCGGGCCUUGUAUAGUGAUAGGAGCAUCUACAUCCUGGAUGACCCCCUCAGUGCCUUAGAUGCCCACGUGGGCAACCACAUCUUCAACAGUGCUAUCCGGAAGCACCUCAAGUCCAAGACGGUUCUGUUUGUUACUCACCAGUUACAGUAUCUGGUUGACUGUGAUGAAGUGAUCUUCAUGAAAGAGGGCUGUAUUACAGAAAGAGGUACACAUGAGGAGCUGAUGAAUCUAAAUGGUGAUUAUGCCACCAUUUUUAAUAACCUGCUGCUGGGAGAGACACCCCCUGUUGAGAUUAAUUCAAAGAAGGAAACCAGUGGUUCACAGAAGAAAUCCCAAGACAAGGGUCCUAAAACGGGAUCAGUAAAGAAGGAGAAAGCAGUGAAGCCAGAGGAAGGGCAGCUCGUGCAGCUGGAAGAGAAGGGGCAAGGUUCAGUGCCCUGGUCGGUGUACGGUGUCUACAUCCAGGCUGCUGGGGGCCCCUUGGCCUUCCUGGUCAUUAUGGCCCUUUUCAUGCUGAAUGUGGGCAGCACUGCCUUCAGCACCUGGUGGUUGAGUUACUGGAUCAAGCAAGGAAGUGGGAACAGCACAGUGACUCGAGAGAACAAGACGUCCGUGAGCGACAGCAUGAAGGACAACCCUCUGAUGCACUACUAUGCCAGCAUCUACGCCCUCUCCAUGGCCGUCAUGCUGAUCCUGAAAGCCAUUCGGGGAGUGGUCUUUGUCAAGGGCACGCUGCGCGCCUCUUCCCGGCUCCACGACGAGCUUUUCCGCAGGAUCCUUCGCAGCCCUAUGAAGUUUUUUGACACGACCCCCACGGGAAGGAUUCUCAACAGGUUUUCCAAAGACAUGGAUGAAGUGGAUGUGCGCUUGCCGUUCCAGGCCGAGAUGUUCAUCCAGAACGUCAUCCUGGUGUUCUUCUGCGUGGGGAUGAUCGCGGGCGUGUUCCCCUGGUUCCUCGUGGCCGUGGGGCCCCUCGUCAUCCUCUUCUCCGUGCUGCACAUCGUCUCCAGGGUCCUGAUCCGCGAGCUGAAACGUCUGGACAACAUCACACAGUCCCCUUUCCUCUCCCACAUCACGUCGAGCAUACAGGGCCUUGCCACCAUCCAUGCCUACAAUAAAGGGCAGGAGUUUCUGCACAGGUACCAGGAGCUCCUGGAUGACAACCAAGCCCCCUUCUUCUUGUUCACGUGUGCAAUGAGGUGGCUGGCUGUGCGCCUGGACCUCAUCAGCAUCGCCCUGAUCACCACCACUGGGCUGAUGAUCGUCCUCAUGCACGGGCAGAUUCCCCCAGCCUACGCGGGCCUUGCCAUCUCUUACGCCGUCCAGUUAACAGGACUGUUCCAGUUUACGGUUCGGUUGGCAUCUGAGACAGAAGCUCGAUUCACCUCGGUGGAGAGGAUCAAUCACUACAUCAAGACCCUGUCCUUGGAAGCACCUGCCAGGAUCAAGAACAAAGCUCCCCCUGCCGACUGGCCGCAGCAAGGAGAGGUGACCUUUGAGAACGCAGAGAUGAGAUACCGCGAGAACCUCCCCCUGGUCCUGAAGAAAGUGUCCUUCACCAUCAAGCCGAAGGAGAAGAUCGGCAUCGUGGGGCGGACGGGGUCAGGGAAGUCCUCUCUGGGGAUGGCCCUCUUCCGGCUGGUGGAGCUGUCCGGGGGCUGCAUCAAGAUCGACGGAGUGCGAAUCAGCGGCAUCGGCCUCGCCGACCUCCGGAGCAAGCUCUCCAUCAUUCCUCAGGAGCCGGUGCUGUUCAGUGGCACUGUCAGGUCAAAUUUGGACCCCUUCAACCAGUACACAGAAGAUCAGAUCUGGGACGCCCUGGAAAGGACACACAUGAAAGAAUGUAUCACUCAGCUACCUCUGAAACUCGAAUCUGAAGUGAUGGAGAACGGGGAUAACUUCUCAGUAGGGGAGCGGCAGCUCUUGUGUAUAGCAAGGGCCUUGCUCCGCCAUUGUAAGAUUCUGAUUUUAGAUGAAGCCACAGCUGCCAUGGACACAGAGACAGACUUGCUGAUUCAGGAGACCAUCCGAGAAGCCUUUGCAGACUGCACCAUGCUGACGAUUGCCCAUCGCCUACAUACGGUUCUCGGAUCUGAUAGGAUUAUGGUGCUGGCCCAAGGACAGGUGGUGGAGUUUGACACCCCAUCGGUCCUUCUGUCCAAUGACAGCUCCCGGUUCUAUGCCAUGUUUGCUGCUGCAGAGAACAAGGUCGCAGUCAAGGGCUGACUCCUCCUGUCCACGACGUCUUUUUUUCUUUGGAGCAUUGCCGCUCCCCGCCUGGGGCAGGCCCCUCAUCGCGUCCUCCUGCCGAAACCUUGCCUUUCCCGACUUUAUCUUUCGCACAGCGGUUCAGGAUUGGCUUGUGUGUUUCACUUUUAGGGAGAGUCCAUAUUUUGAUUAUUGUAUUUAUUCCAUAUUCAUGUAAACGAAAUUUAGUUUUUAUUCUUAAUUGCACUCUAAAAGGUUCAGGGAACCAUGAUUAUAAAUGUAUCAGAGGCCUAUAAUGAAGCUUUAUACGUGUAGCUAUAUCUAUAUAUAAUUCUGUACAUAGCCUAUAUUUACAGUGAAAAUGUAAGCUGUUUAUUUUAUAUUAAAGCGAAGCAGUGUGCUAAUCACACUGCGUAUUCCUCUCUCAUUUUUUUUGUACGGUUUGCUGUACUGGAGACCCGGCUUUGCUGUUAGACUGUAGGAAGGGUAGCAUUUCAUUCUCCUCAAGCUGGUGGUGGCACAGUGCUGGGUUGCCUGGGAGUCCAAAGGAAGCCGUGCGGCGAGAGCAGGCCCUCCAGCAGCCCCUCUGCUGCCUCCCGCAGCCGUGCCAGAGGCGGGCAGGCUGCCGAGGCCUGCAGGGCGCCGUGGAUUCUCAGGGCUCCUGCUUACUGUCCUGGCGUCGCUUCCUGUUUGUGUCCACGGAGCAGCGGGGCCGAGCCCCAGACCCCCGUCCCCUCCCUCCAUCAGGAAUGAAACUCCCAGAAGCAUUCCUCAGUGGGAGAGGGAGGGAGUUUCUUUCCUGCCUUCCUCGUUCUGUCGUCGUUUCUAACUGAGAGUCAGUCUGUUCACGAGUGUCCCACUGCCUCAGGUUCCAACGCUGGCCACGGCUGGUGGCCCCCAGCCUCCGAGCCUGUUGGUUGGGAGCCCUGGAGCCAGCCGCCGCUUCUCCAGGGGGUACUUCCUCCUUGGCCUGUUCCCGCACCUCCACAGCUCAGUGACAGGGUUCAGGAUCUCAUGGGUCUGACUUCUCCUUUCUCACUGCAGUGGUCGCACAGUCUCCUUCUCUCUCCAAAGUCUGCCACUUUAAGCAGCUCUUGCUGAUCAGUGUCUCACACUGGCGUAGAAGUUUUUGUACUGUAAAGAGACCUACCUCAGGUUGCUGAUGGCCGUGUGGUUCGUCGUGUGUCCCUGCAAAACCCCCUUUGUGCUGUGGGGCCCGUAGCUCAGGUGGGCGUGGUUGCUGCUGUCAUCAGUGGGAAGGUCAGCGUUGCAUGUCGUGACCCACUAGACAUUCUGUCACCUUAGCAUGUUUGCUGAACACCUUGUGGAAGCGAAAACCUGAAAAAGUGAAUAAAAGUAUUUUGGAUUUUGUAAA